GCGUUGACAAAGAAGCAUGUAAUUUUCCUAUUGCAGAUUACCGGAGUAGCAAACUUUACAAAGAAGACGCAGAUGGCGUUCUGGAAAUACUGGAGAAGCAAAACGUGACGUUCAAUUCUCACCACAGGUGCAUCACAGAGGAGAAAUUGAAAGAAUCUGGUGUGGCAGAUCAGUGGCACGUUCUAUCAGUCAACAGACACAACGGAAGCGAAUUCAUAUCCAGUUUUGAGCACAAGAAAUAUCCGUUCUACGGCGUGCAAUUUCAUCCUGAGAAGAAUGCUUUCGAGUGGAAGAUCGAAUCUAUUCCUCACUCAGCCGACGCCAUAUUGGUAGAACAAUUUUAUGGGAACUUCCUGGUCAAUGAAG
Messenger RNA from Zootermopsis nevadensis, 366 nucleotides. NCBI's taxonomy places the organism in Eukaryota, Metazoa, Arthropoda, Insecta, Blattodea, Termopsidae. The record is from RefSeq and is a predicted model, not a curated record.